Calidris pugnax (ruff) is the source of this 1537-nucleotide messenger RNA. Its product is annotated as lysosomal acid lipase/cholesteryl ester hydrolase-like. NCBI's taxonomy places the organism in Eukaryota, Metazoa, Chordata, Aves, Charadriiformes, Scolopacidae. The transcript has 7 exons. The record is from RefSeq and is a predicted model, not a curated record. Gene Ontology annotation, biological process: lipid metabolic process. Gene Ontology annotation, molecular function: hydrolase activity, acting on ester bonds. Bases 1 to 1059 code for a protein of 352 amino acids.
AUGUGGUGCCUCCUUGUGCUGCUCUGUGCCCACGGAAUCACCUUUUCAGCAGGAUUCACCACUCCCAAUUCAGACAGCAGGCUGCACAAGAAGAGUCGCAACCCCGAAUGCUUUAUGAAUGUCAGUGAAAUUAUCAGAUACCACGGAUACCCCAGCGAGGAAUAUGAAGUUACCACAAAGGAUGGAUACAUUCUUGCUGUUUUCAGAAUUCCUGCUGGGAGGAACAGCCGAAAUACAGGUCAAAAGCCUGUAGUGUUCCUACAGCAUGCUUUGCUGGCAGAUGCUACCCACUGGAUUUCUAACCUGCCCAACAAUAGCCUGGGCUUCCUCCUCGCAGAUGCUGGCUACGAUGUCUGGAUGGGAAACAGCCGAGGGAACACUUGGUCUUUAAAACACAAGAUAUUUAGUCCCAGCCAGAAAGAGUUCUGGCAGUUCAGCUUUGAUGAGAUGGGCAAAUACGAUAUUCCAGCUGAGCUGUACUUCAUCAUGAAUAAAACUGGACAGAAGGAUGUGUACUAUGUUGGUCACUCCGAAGGCUCGACAGCAGGCUUCAUAGCAUUUUCUACUUACCCUGAGCUGGCUCAGAGGGUGAAAAUGUUCUCUGCUCUGGGCCCAGCAACCACAUGUUCGUAUGCUACGAGCAUUCUCAUUAAGAUAACAAGUCUUCCUGAUCCAAUGCUCAGGUUCGUAUUUGGCUGCAAAGGAAUGGCACACCAGAUUGGAUUUCUGAAAGGACCCGUGACACAGUUAUGUGCAAGCCUGGAUAAGUUGUGUGGCCACAUACUCUGCUACAUAGCUGGGGGCGACAUAAAAAACCUGAACACCUCCUCUCCUCCUGUGUACCCCAUCGAGAAGAUAAGCACACCCACUGCUGUUUGGAGCGGUGGGCAGGACAAAUUUGCAGACCCCAAAGACAUGGCGAAGCUGCUUCCUCGGAUUUCUAACCUCAUUUACCACGAGCAUUUUCCUUCUUGGGGGCACCUUGAUUUCAUCUGGGGCCUUGAUGCGACUGAGAAAAUGUAUCUGAAGAUCAUUGAACUAAUGGCAAAAUACUUUUGAAACCACACGUGGAGUAUUGAUUCACCCAAUUAAAACCUCCAAAAUUUGUAUUUGGCAAUAAGGGUGAUGUCUGGGGAAGAGGUAAGCGCACAGACACACAUAAUGGAUACCAUUUGGGUAUUUAUCUGCACUUUUUUGUUUCUUGCUUUCCUCAUGUUUUGAGGUUUUCCAUGGUGUUACUGUGACUGCUGCCUUCCUGAGAAGUUUGAGGUGUAUAGGAAUGAAAGCUGAAAAUGUGAAUGUAUUUGAGCACACACUGCAGGGAUCCCUUAAUUUGGACAGCUUUUAUUUCUACAAAACUGAUUUUCCUAAGCCUGAACUCUGUUCUUCUCAUGUAUAUCUUGCGUAUCCCACAGAGAUAUUCCCAUGCCCAAUUUGUGUCUUCCCAUGAAGAACCAAAAGUGAGAUUUACUCAUUUCUCUGUUGAAGUACAAUUGCCCUUUGUUUAAAUUAAAUCUUUUAUCUACUUGACAGAGAA